CCUUCCCAAAGCUGAAAGCUGUCUUUGUCUACCUCCGUUUCGUCGGCCUUCUCCUCCUCCGCUGUGAUUGAACCGGCGGCGACGCCUUCCGCUUCCGUAUUGGGUGCCUCCGGGUCUGGGUCCAAGCUCCUCUUCAUUUGUGGCGAAUUUUCUCUUUCCUUCCCUGGAAAGGGUUUCAAAAAGGCAGCAUUUUCUGAUAUAUAUAUUCGAUGCUGUGUGGUGACGUGGCGAGCAUCUAACGGCCAAUGAGUGCGAGUGCGACGUCGAUGAUGAAAAAUCCCCACCGUCGACUUGCAGCCCCCAUGGAUCUGGGCCCACCGAACAAGCGCAAAGAGAGAAAUGGUUUCAACGUUUCUAAGCCGAAGAAGCUCCCCAAACCCGGCUCUCCUUCUCCAUCUCUCAAGCCGCCCCAGCCGGCUCCCAACAAUCAGCUGCUAGCCGGGUACUUGGCUCAUGAGUUCCUCACCAAGGGCACUCUGUUUGGCCAGCCGUUCGAUCCGGCUAGAGCCGAGUCCGUUCCUGUAUCAGCCACCUCGCCAAAGAGGCUUAUUAGCCCGUACAGUUCCAGCCAGGAACCCAAAGCCGAGCCGCGAGAGGAGAAUUACCAACGGUACGUCGAAGUAGCAUAUCUACUCAAGACGGAUCGGGUCCACAUUCCGGGCAUUGUAAACCCGACCCAACUCGAUCGUUUCCUGGAGCAUUGAUGCUGACGUGCACUGGACUGCCUUUUCUUCUCCAACGACGAGAGAGAAAACCUUUUCUUCUCUCUUAUGGACAGCCUUUUUGUAAAAUCGUAUAAUUCUAGUGACCUUUUCGGUAAAUGGCACAAUGUAAUAUAUAUAAAUGGGAAUAUUUUUGUAGUUGAAUAUUAUAUUAAUAUUAGUUUUCCAAGUUUGCCUUGUGUGCUACGGAAGUUUUCUUCUA
Molecule: messenger RNA, 924 nt
Organism: Diospyros lotus (date-plum)
Lineage: Eukaryota; Viridiplantae; Streptophyta; Magnoliopsida; Ericales; Ebenaceae
Exons: 2
Coding region: 246-704 (152 amino acids)
Source: RefSeq, a predicted model, not a curated record